Messenger RNA from Plasmodium vinckei vinckei, 2616 nucleotides. Its product is annotated as CIR protein PIR protein. The record is from RefSeq and is a predicted model, not a curated record. The coding region runs from base 1 to 2616 and encodes 871 amino acids. The transcript is spliced from 3 exons. NCBI's taxonomy places the organism in Eukaryota, Apicomplexa, Aconoidasida, Haemosporida, Plasmodiidae.
AUGGAAAACGAACUAUUGUGUGAAUUUCUUAAUAUAGCUGAUAGUUAUUUUAUUGGUAAAGAUGUCGAUACGACGAAAAUUAACGAAGAAACAAACAUCAAAGGAAAUUGUCGUAAUGGUAGUUGUAAAACAAAUUGGAAUAGUAUUAAUGCUUUGACCGUAUAUAUACUUAUUCUAUUCAGAAAAUCAAUAGAUAAAGAUAAGUAUAAUGAUUAUGAUGAAUGUUUCUUGUUGUGGCUAAGUGAUAAAUUAUUUAAGAUACACAACGAAAGCAAAGACAAAAACCAAAAUAUUACUUUAAAUGAGGCUUAUGACAAAUAUUUAAAGAAACAUAAAGUAAUAAUGGAUCAUUGGCCUCUUUUGGAUAAUAUAAAGGGUUUGAAAAAUGCUAAACUUAAAGAUAUGAGCGAAUUUUAUAAAUUACUUAAUAAAAUAUGUAUAACAAUUUCAGAUUAUAAUGAUAAUGGCGCUGAAAGUAAUAACAUUACUAAGAACUCUAAAGAAUGUUCUAAUCAAUAUAUGAUGCUUCACAAUCGUUUUUCUGGAUGCAAGUCAUAUCUUGAUUUAUUGAAUAAAUUAAAAUAUAUAUAUGAUAAAUUUAGAAAUCCUGCUAUGAAAGAAAUUAAAAAAAAAAAUCUAUUAAGUACUCUUCAACCACUUAAAACAAAAGAUGGAAUAGAGAUUCGAUCGUCGAGAGUUUUUAAACCCUAUGACUUUAAUAAUCCACAAUGUCAAUCAAAAAAAAAAAAAUCUCCAAGGCCCCCCAAAACGGACCCAUCAGUAUUACUAUUUUUUUCAAAAGAAGAACCACCGCCACAACCUUUAAACCAACUAAAAGAUAGUCAACACAAAACACCACCAUCUUCACAAAACAGUAAUGCAUUACCAAAAACUAAAACAGAAAAAUCAAGUUCAUCAAGUGUACAAGACGCUUCUAAAAUUAAUCCAAAGACUUCAGACAAUAGUGAAGGAAAUACAAGGGAAGGAAGUGGUGAUACAGGAAGUUCAAAUAGUGGAUCCGGAAACGUUGAUGGUAGAUUAAAUGAUCAAGUAGGUUCCGGUGUUAAAAAUAUGAAUGAUGGAGUUAAAGAACCCGAAGCUCCAAGUGAUGGGAAAGGCAGUCAAGUAAGUAAAGCUGAUGGAACAAAUGGUGAAUCGGUUGGUACAGAUAUUGGAAAAGGAGGACCAGAAGAUGGACCAGGAGUUGGAUCAGGAGGUUUGGAUAAUGGGCAAUGCAUCAAAGAUAGUAAACCAGGGAGUUCAAAUAGUGAAAUCAGAAAUACUGGUGGUAAAUCAAGUGAUAAGGAUUCAGCGGGUAACACAGAAGAUAAAAAGAAUCUCCAAACUGAUCAAAGUAUUACACAAGGUAAUUCAGUGAAGCAGCACAAAGGUUUAAGUAUAUCAGGCGGUUCAAUAGAUGGAGUAGAUGGUUCAACAAAACAUAAAGAAUCCACAAAUAAUUCAAUGGAAAAACAUCAACGACAUGACUCUCUAGAAUCAAAUCCGAAAGAAAAACCACAAGAUAGCCAGAAAGAAACACGACAACUACAAGAACCAGAACAACAACAGCCACAGCCUUCAGAACAACCAAAAGAUAACCAACAUGAAACAUCACAGCCAUCUGUAUCACAAACAGGGUUAACAAAUGAACAAAGAACCUCAGAUAUACCACCAAAAGGUCCAUCGAGUGAACAAAAAGAUCCAGAUGAUGACACAGAAAAUCGAAAGAGUCCCCAAAGUGAUUCAAAGGACCAUGGCCAAACUCCAGUUAUCAAUAAAAGAGAUUCCAAUGAUGGGCCGGGUGGUGGAACAAGAGGCACAAGUAGUGUAUCAGGUGGUCAAAUAUCUAAUGGUAGCCAAAGAGGUGCAAAUACCAGUCAACAAGGUAAAAGCGGUGGAUCAGGUCAUGGUACAGGUAAUCAAGGAAGUUCAAGCCAUCAAGGAGGAGAUACAGGUGGCGAUAAAGGAAGUCAAGAUGGGUCAGACCGAAAAGAGGGUAAACCACCCACAUCUAAUGAUCCAUCACCCACUCAAAAAGAUUUAAAUCAACAAAAUUCAUCAGAUACAUCACAAACUCCAAAAGAUCCACAAAUUUCACAAACUCAAGAACAGAGAACGUCUCAUGACACGUCUGGAAACCAAAAUUCUGAUCGAACCGAUCAAGAAGAACCUCAAAAACCAGUGAUAACUCCAGUGAUUAAGAAAGAAAAUAUAAGAACCGAAUUAAAAGGAAAUGGAAUAACAGGAAUAGAUGAUGGAAAUGUAUUAAAAAAAUACAAAAAAAAUGUAAUUUCAAUUAUAGUUAUUCUAAUACCCAUUACUUUAACUAUUCUGUACAAGUAUUUGUCAUCUGGAUGGAGAAAAGAAUUGACGAGAAAAAAAAACAUGAAAAAGGUUAUAAAUUCAAUUGGAGGAAAAAAACAAAUACAAAUAAUUAUAAAAUCAUCUAAUCAAAAAAAGAAUACUAAAAAAUCUAUAAAUUCCAUUUAUAAGGAAAAAUUUCCAUCAUUAAAUAUAUACAAACUUAUGCAGGCUGAUCCUAUACCAUUUAUUAAUUUAUUUUUUUUGUUAAUUUUUUUUGUCUAUAAAAGAAAAGAAAAUUUUUUGGAAUUAUAA